Molecule: messenger RNA, 1383 nt
Organism: Epithele typhae
Lineage: Eukaryota; Fungi; Basidiomycota; Agaricomycetes; Polyporales; Epitheliaceae
Product: homocitrate synthase
Exons: 6
Coding region: 1-1383 (460 amino acids)
Cellular component (GO): mitochondrion
Molecular function (GO): homocitrate synthase activity
Source: RefSeq, a predicted model, not a curated record
AUGGUCCAGGUCCCGAUGAACGGCGCGACCUCCGUCAACGGGGCGAACGGCCACGCUGCUGCCCCCAACGGCAAGUCUCGCAGCGAGACAAACGGCGCCGGAGCGCAGCAGCAGCGCGCGUUCAACCCAUACGCGCCGCGCGCCGCCGACUUCCUCAGCAACGUCCGCAACUUCAAGAUCAUCGAGAGCACCCUGCGCGAGGGCGAGCAGUUCGCGAACGCGUUCUUCGACACCAAGACCAAGAUCGCCAUCGCCCAGGCCCUCGAUGCGUUCGGCGUCGAGUACAUCGAGCUUACCAGCCCCGCUGCGUCCGAGCAGUCCAGGAAGGAUUGCGAGGAGAUCUGCAAGCUCGGCCUCAAGGCCAAGAUCCUCACACACAUCCGGUGUCAUAUGGAUGAUGCCCGGAUAGCUGUUGAGACUGGUGUCGAUGGUGUCGACGUUGUCAUCGGCACCUCCUCGUUCCUCCGCGAAUUCUCUCACGGAAAGGACAUGGCUUACAUCACCAAGACCGCUAUUGAGGUCAUCGAGUACGUCAAGAGCAAGGGCAUCGAGGUUCGCUUCUCUUCAGAAGACUCUUUCCGCUCCGACCUCGUCGACCUCCUUUCCAUCUACCAAACCGUGGACCGCAUCGGUGUCAACCGUGUCGGCAUUGCUGACACCGUCGGCUGCGCCAACCCUCGCCAAGUCUACGACCUUGUCCGCACUCUGCGUGGCGUCGUGUCGUGCGACAUCGAGAUUCACCUCCACAACGACACCGGAAUGGCGAUCGCAAACGCGUACUGUGCCCUGGAGGCCGGUGCUACCCACAUCGACACCUCCGUCCUCGGUAUCGGCGAGCGCGUCGGCAUCACUCCCCUCGGAGGCCUCGUCGCCUGCCUGUAUGCGGCCGAUCCCGACUACGUCAAGGGCAAGUACAACCUCCCAAUGCUCCGCGAGAUCGAGAACUUGGUCGCGGAGGCGGUCGAGGUCAACGUUCCGUUCAUGAACCCCAUCACCGGCUACUGCGCCUUCACGCACAAGGCUGGUAUUCACGCCAAGGCGAUCCUCAACAACCCUUCGACGUACGAGAUCCUCAAGCCCGAGGACUUCGGUCUGACGCGUUACGUCUCCAUUGGCCACCGUCUGACUGGUUGGAACGCGGUCAAGAGCCGUGUGGAGCAGCUCGGUCUGAAGCUGACUGACGAGGAGGUCAAGGAUGUCACGGCUAAGAUCAAGGAGCUGGCGGACGUUCGCACGCAGUCCAUGGAUGACGUCGACACCCUCCUCCGAGUCUACCACUCCGGUAUCCAGUCAGGCGAGCUUGCGGUCGGACAGAAGGAGGCCCUCGACCGCCUCCUGCGCAGGCACAGGGAGGGCUCGGUGACCCGCGACCCCUCGCCUUAA